This is a messenger RNA of Hibiscus syriacus, 474 nucleotides long. RefSeq names its product receptor-like protein EIX2. The coding region runs from base 1 to 474 and encodes 157 amino acids. The transcript is spliced from 2 exons. The record is from RefSeq and is a predicted model, not a curated record. NCBI's taxonomy places the organism in Eukaryota, Viridiplantae, Streptophyta, Magnoliopsida, Malvales, Malvaceae.
AUGAAGAACAUUGACCUUUCUAGGAACAAACUUACAGGUGAAUUCCCCAUAGGUCUAUGUAACUUGGCCUUUUUGGACACGUCCCAUUCCUCGAAGCCUCUCAUCAUUGACGCUAUUGAAUCACUUGAACUUGUCUUACAACAACUUAUCGGGAAGAAUCCCAACAGGGAAUCAGCUCCAGACGCUCAACGAUUCAUCCAAUUACGAAGGCAAUCCAUUUCUCUGUGGGUUCCCCUUUCAACAAGCUGUCCAGGAGACACCAUCUCUCCUACCACACCAUAUUCUCGAGAUGGUGGUGAUUCGAAAGACAAGUUGUUUCUCUAUCUUAGCAUUGCUAUGGGAUUCAUUGUGGGAUUUUGGGGUGUUUGUGGUACCUUGGUUUUGAAGGAAUCAUGGUGGCAUGCUUAUUUUCGAUAUGUAGACGAGUUGAAGGAGAAGGUGUUACUUUGGAUUGCAUUAUUUGGAUUGCAUUAG